AUGGACUCUACAAAUAUACCUAAAGCUGAAGAAUCGUGUGUCGUGUACCCGUGGGAACCUUGUUAUGACAAUGAAAUGCAAAUGAAAGCUUCUUUUGAGGACAACUACCUCGACCAUUUAAGCAAUUUAAAAAUUGAAUCAAAUCCGUCACCAAAUACAUUAACUACUAUAGCUUGUGGUGUUUUACUUAACGUGAAUAAAGGAUUAAUUGAAGAGUUCUGUGAAAGAGGCGUAUCUAUGGUGAUAUUUGAUUUUAAUGGUUUAACAUUUGAACAAAGUCGAAAAAUGGUCUUCGAAAUUCGCCAAGGAGUUUUUAAUUAUAGUCUUAAAAAGAACAACCAAAUACCGUAUUCAAUAACAUUAGUACUCGAUCUUGGAGGAUCUUGCAUCACGACUGGAAGCAUAUUCCAUACAACACCCACACAACGUUUGAUAAAAUUAUCUACGAACGCUCAUGUUUAUGUCACCAAUGACGUCGAAUACAAAUUUAAGUGUACAGAGGACCGUAUUUAUGUAAACAGUGAUUUGAUUCUUCAACUCAAAAUUAACGAUCGGAUCUAUUUAGACUACGGAAAAAUUGAACUGGUCGUGAUCAGAGUCGACGAAGAUGAAGUAUAUUGCAUGAUAAAGCGAGGAGAAUGGUUAGGUUCCGAAAAAACAGUACACAUGCCAAAAAUUCCGAUUGGUUCGACUGCACUUUCUAAAUUGGAUAAGGAAAAAAUUUGUACAGCAAUCCAGCUCAAAGUGGACGUUAUCUUGGUGCCUGGCGUAAGAAAUUCUGUGUUUUUUAACCACGUUCGCAAGUUUGUCGACUCAGAGCGAGGUGGAUACAUCGCCCUGUAUGCAAAAAUUGAUAAUAUUGUCGGACUCGAGAACUUCGAUGAUAUCUUACCAGUUGUGGAUGGUGUCUUCCUAAACCGACCGAACUUAUCCAUGGAGGUCGGUCAUGAUAAGAUAUUUCUGGCCCAGAAGAUUGUCUUAUCCAAAUGCAACGUAGCUGGAAAACCGACCAUCACGUGUGGGGAAUAUCUUAAUUCCAUGGAAAUUAGUUCGGUACCUACAAAUGCCGAAGUAAAUGACCUCAUAAAUACUGUAAUGGAUGGAACCGACUGCAUUUAUCUGGACGUAACAAUGCGUAGUGAAAAUAAAUUACAUUGCAUCCAGUAUGCAUCUUCACUGUGCCGGCAAGGCGAAGCAACCAUAUGGGAACAACAGUUAUUUACCGAACUCAACAAAAAGUCCAAACCAAUAAUCGACCCUGUCCAUGCGAUUAGCAUUGGGUGCGUAGAAGUAUCGUUUAAAUGUCAUGCAGCUGCAAUUAUUGUGAUCAGCACGCCCGGUUUGUCAACUCGUUUAAUCACCAGAUACCGACCUCGAUGUCCUGUAUUAGCGAUCGUCAGGCACGGAAAAUCUGCAAGAAAGUUAUCAGUGUGGCGUAAUGUUAUAGCGUUGCAGUACAUUGAUCCAAUAGAAAAUAUUUGGUCCAGAGAAAUCGAAAAUCGUACAAGGUUUGCCAUGGAUUUUGGAAAAAGAAAAGGGAUAUUGAAUCAGGGAGACUUGGUUUUACACAUGAGUUGCUCUGAACAAAACGUAGGUUUUGCUAACACCAUGAGUCUGUUCUACGUUAAUGCUGGAGACUUCGUUAUCGCGUAA
Molecule: messenger RNA, 1653 nt
Organism: Rhopalosiphum maidis (corn leaf aphid)
Lineage: Eukaryota; Metazoa; Arthropoda; Insecta; Hemiptera; Aphididae
Product: pyruvate kinase-like
Exons: 9
Coding region: 1-1653 (550 amino acids)
Biological process (GO): glycolytic process
Cellular component (GO): cytoplasm
Molecular function (GO): magnesium ion binding; potassium ion binding; pyruvate kinase activity
Source: RefSeq, a predicted model, not a curated record